Molecule: messenger RNA, 1329 nt
Organism: Mucor mucedo
Lineage: Eukaryota; Fungi; Mucoromycota; Mucoromycetes; Mucorales; Mucoraceae
Exons: 4
Coding region: 40-885 (281 amino acids)
Biological process (GO): lipid homeostasis
Cellular component (GO): nuclear membrane
Source: RefSeq, a predicted model, not a curated record
CCUGAUCACUCAUUGUUCAUUAAGUUUCGUCUCUCCGAAAUGAAUUUUUUUUAUAAUGAUCCCAUGGAGUACGAAUAUACGCAGUCUGUGAAGGCUUCCUCAGCUCCAUGCACUCCUGUCGAUCAUGAAACGAUCAAUAGCGAUGCGAUUGUGGAACAACUUGAUAGCUUCACUUUGGAUGACUCGGUACAAAAUCAACAAGAGCCUAACUCUCGUCAAGAUUCCACAGAAAUGGUCAAAAUACCUCCGAAGGAGCCAACACCUACCAAAGAACCAACACCUGCGAAGGCAUUAACACCUACCAUGGCACCAACACCUACACAGGAAAAAGAAGAGCAUUCUGUAGUUCCCUUUAAGACAGACUUAUCAUUUCAAAAUGAACAACAAAUACCAACGGAUACCCCUUUAACACCAGCUUUAUUGAACAACAACAUUCUCAAUUAUUAUUCACCUGUUCAAGAUCCUGUGAAUCACUUGACGUACGUUAAAUAUUUAAUUAUUUUUACCUUCUUUUGUGGUGCCAUUUACGUAUGCUCUGUUUUGGGCCAAACGAUUCGACUUGACAUGAAUGAAAUGAUAGCAGCUAAGGAAGCAGGCAUGUUGAGUAAAAAAUACGAUUGCGCAAGAAGUUUUGACCUGAAUAACUGUCACUAUGAGGAUUUGGUCCCUGCAGCCAUCCCUUUCUGUCGUGAGUGGGAGGAAUGUAUUCAUGGACCCAUUAUCGUCAACCGUCUAGAGUUAAUGGCAGACUACAUUGGAUCCAUGUACUAUGCAUUUUUCUCACGACUGUCCUGGCAAGACAAGAUUGUUUUUCUUUCCUUGUUUUCUGCUUGUCUUUGGGCAAUUAAAUGUAUACUCAUUGCCCUUGUUGCUUCUUACACUUGAUAUAACUUAAUAAAGUAGAGGAGGCUUAUGUUCAAGCAUCCUCACGUCAAAAUGUUUGCAAUUCGUUAAGACUCACUAUGCACAAUUUGAGAGUAGCUAGGGAAUCCAGAAGAUCCGUCUUCUGCGAUCUUGAAUAAAAACAUGAGUUGUGGAAGAUGCUCGAUAUAAUCUAUACAAUUCAUGCGACCCUUUCUUUCGUAUUAUGAGAAGGCAAAGCUUUGUUUAGUGUGCAAACAUGAAAAGACGAGGACUCUCCGGACAAUUGUGACAAAUCCCUUUUUCUCAUUUCAGAUAUGAACUUAAAUAAACGUACUCGAGUUAUACAGAAUACCCACUUCAUAAAAAAAAAAAAAAAGCACGGAUAAGGUGCUAUUAGGCAUGGACAUAAAUUUUUAAAAAUAGUGUGCUUCUCUUAGUUCCCAACAGAGAGUUGGUUAACAGGUC